CCUCCCGAGAGUCUGCAAGUGGCUGCAGUCAGAGACCAAUCAAUUGACCUGGAAUGGGAUGGCCCAAUGGCUGUGACUGAAUAUGUCAUUUCCUACCAGCCAGCUGUGCCUGGGGGCUUGCAGCUCCAGCAACGGGUACCAGGUGACUGGAGCACUGUCACUCUGAAGGAGUUGGAGCCAGGCCUGACAUACAACAUCAGCAUCUAUGCUGUUAUCAGUGAAGUGCUCAGUGCCCCGGUUGGAGUCAAGGUAGCCACCCAACUCUCUACUCCACGAGGACUGCAGUUCAAAACUAUCACAGAGACCACUGUUGAGAUGGAAUGGGAGCCCUUCUCCUUCUCCUUUGAUGGCUGGGAGAUCAGCUUCAUCCCCAAGGACAAUGAAGGAGGUGUGAUUGCUCAACUUCCCAGUAGUAUGACAACCUUCAAUCAGACUGGCCUGAAACCAGGUGAAGAGUACACAGUCAAUGUGGUAGCUCUCAAGGAACAAGCCCGAAGUUCACCCACUUCAGCCAGUGUUUCAACCUUGUUCUAUUUUAGACUUUUUUAUAUCACAGAGUUGGACAGCCCUCAUGACCUGAUUGUGACAGCUUCCACAGAAACAUCCAUCUCUGUGUCCUGGACCAAAGUCAAGGGUCCCAUUGAUCAUUAUCGGGUCAUCUUCAUGCAAGCUUCAGGAAUGGCAUCAGAGGUUACUGUCUCUAAAGAUAAAUCUGCGCUUACGCUCACCGACUUAGAACCUGGGACUGAAUACACUAUCUCGGUCAUUGCUGAAAGGGGCCGUCAGCAAAGCUUGGAAAGCACAGUGGAUGCCUUCACAGGAUUCCGACCAAUCACACAACUUCACUUUUCUCAUGUAACUUCCUCCAGCGUGAACAUCACUUGGAAUGACCCCUCACCUCCAGCAGAUAGGCUGAUACUGACCUACAGCCCCAAAGAUAAGAAGGACACCAAGGAAGUGAUGCUGGACCCUACAAAGAGGCAUGCUGCUUUGUCAGGUCUACAACCAUCCACAGAAUAUAUCAUGUCCCUGGUGGCUGUACAUGGCCUUGUCAGCUCUGAGCCAAUAGUUGGUUCAGUCACAACAGGGAUUGAUCCACCGAAGAACUUGACAAUUGUCAAUGUGACUACAGAAUCUGUGGCUCUCCGUUGGGCACCUCCAAUGGCACCUUUUGACCACUAUAAGAUUUCCUGCAAAUCUGCCCAAGGACGAGUGGACAAUAUAGUUGUUGCAAAAGGUAUCACUGAAUAUACUCUCAACUACUUGCAGCCUUCAACGGAAUAUGAAAUCACCCUAAAGAGUAUCAGGGGCAGAGAGGAGAGUGAAUCACUUUCACAUACCAUGUAUACAGCCAUGGAUCAUCCAAAGAAUUUGAUUGCCAUAAACAUUACUCCAACAGAAACCUUGCUGAAAUGGGAUCCACCUGGGGUUGAAGCUGAAAACUAUGUCAUUGUGCUUACCCAUGACAGUGUUGCAGGAGAAACUAUUUUGGUGGACAGGACCCAACAAGAAUAUAAACUUAUUGAUUUACUUCCCAGUACCAGCUAUAAAGUCACCAUGUAUGCCAUCAAUGGGCCUGUCACAAGUAGAACCAUCUUCACCAACUUUACUACUC
Thamnophis sirtalis is the source of this 1615-nucleotide messenger RNA. The record is from RefSeq and is a predicted model, not a curated record. NCBI's taxonomy places the organism in Eukaryota, Metazoa, Chordata, Lepidosauria, Squamata, Natricidae.